Molecule: messenger RNA, 5658 nt
Organism: Liolophura sinensis
Lineage: Eukaryota; Metazoa; Mollusca; Polyplacophora; Chitonida; Chitonidae
Product: netrin-1-like
Exons: 7
Coding region: 746-2581 (611 amino acids)
Biological process (GO): tissue development; animal organ morphogenesis; dendrite development
Cellular component (GO): basement membrane
Molecular function (GO): protein binding
Source: RefSeq, a predicted model, not a curated record
UCGCUCAGGUUGGUCUUACCGCUAAGUUAAGAAGGCAGUGGUUUCUCUUAUCCCGCCGCCGGUCAGGGAACAUGUGUAUGUGAGAAGAGGACAGCCGAAGUAUGGUACUGGUUGUCCACUGGCAAUGAGGCCUCCCUUGUCACCAAUCUUCGCUGGCAGCCGAGUUCCAGGACCACCGUUGUUUCUGAUUGGGUACAACUGGCCUCAACCACGGCUGGCUUAAACACCGGAAACUUCUUCUUUCUAAUGGUGAAAUAUCCUGUGCUUUAUCAACACUACCAUAGUCUUGUGAUGUUUAAUAAGCAUUAAGGGGGACAGAAAGGGCUUACAGAGCUGUGUAUAACAGACAGUACCUAUGUGUGGGUAGCCGACCCCUGUCAGACGUAGCGCGGGGUGUGAAAAGAGCUCAGUAACCCAUACCCAGCGGGAAGGGAUUGUUCACGGGAUGUGCUAAUGUUCUCCUCCAUCAGGCCCUCCUCUACUCCCCUUACCUGGCUUUGUCAUACCGUAAUUUGUGUCUCGUUUUUUCUAUUGGAGUUAACCGGCCCACAUCGGGAGAAGUAAACAGGCAGUUCUAGGGCUGUAUUCAAGUCUACAUCGUAGCGUCAGGCCGUCCAGGAAUACUUUGCGGUUAUUAUAUCAAAGGAGAAGCUUAAUUAAUUCCAGGCUUUUAACACCGCCGUAGUUCAUUAUAUAUACAUACAUAUAUGUCAGUUUCUCCGCAAUCUUGGGUGUUCUAACCAACAUGGCGAACGUGGGCCAGGGCAGAAAUUGUACUAGCGGAGGCCCAUCCUGUCAGAAGACUGUGAUGUGGUUAGUACUGUGUUUAUGGCUGCUCUCUCUCUGCAAUGUGUCAGAUGGUCAGUACCUGGGCAUGUUUGAAGCCCAGAGGGCCCCACCUGACCCAUGUUAUGACGAGAGCGCUGACCCCCGGACAUGCGUUCCGGACUUCGUGAACGCGGCUUUUGGCAAAGCCGUUACGGCAUCCAGCACGUGUGGUUCUCCGCCAAAUGGCUACUGUAAGUCCACCACGGACAAAGAUGGUAAAGUUAUCCGUAACUGUUAUAUAUGUGAUGCGAAUCACCCGAAGCGACGACACCCCUCGUCCUACCUCACCGAUCUGAACAAUCCAAAUAACUUAACCUGUUGGAUGUCCGAGCCAUUCGUCCAGUACCCUCAAAAUGUUACCCUCACCCUGAGUCUAGGCAAGAAAUACGAGCUGACGUAUAUCAGUUUACAAUUCUGUUCGGCCAGACCAGAUUCCAUGGCAAUUUUUAAAAGCGUGGACUACGGUAAAUCCUGGGUGCCGUUUCAGUAUUAUUCCAGCGAAUGUAAGAAAAUGUACAGUAAGAACCCCCGGGCUGUGGUGACCAAAGUUAACGAACAGGAAGCUCUAUGUACGGACGCUUACAGUAACAUUGACCCUCUUAGCGGGGCCAGGGUGGCCUUCAGCACCCUCGAGGGACGGCCAUCGGCCUACGACUUUGAGAAUAGUCCGGUCCUUCAGGACUGGGUAACGGCCACUGACAUCAUGAUUGUUUUCAACAAACUAAACACAUACGGGGAUGAAGAGGUGGAUGACGAAGGGGCCCGGGAAAGUUACUACUACUCCCUGUCCGACUUCGCUGUCGGUGGCAGAUGUAAGUGCAAUGGUCACGCGUCAAAGUGCAGCACAGAGAGGGACGGCAAAGAGAUUUGUGACUGUAAGCACAACACUGCCGGUGUGGACUGUGAACGCUGCAAACCGUUUCACUACGACAGGCCCUGGGCUCGAGCCACACAGCGACAGGCAAACCAGUGCGUCGCCUGCAACUGCAAUCUGCACGCCCGGCAGUGUCGCUUCAACAUGGAAUUAUACUCGCUGUCAGGUUUUAAGAGCGGUGGGGUUUGUCUCAAGUGUCGGCACAACACUGCCGGCAAAAACUGUCACUACUGCAAGGAAGGCUUUUACAGGGAUUCCAGCAAACCGAUCAACCAUAGGAAGGCAUGUAAAGGCUGUGACUGUCAUCCCGUGGGGGCGCUCGGCAAGACGUGCAACCAGACGACAGGUCAAUGUCCAUGUAAAGAUGGCGUCACGGGACUUACCUGUAACAGGUGUGCGAAGGGUUACCAGCAGAGCAAGUCCGCCAUCGCUCCAUGUAUAAAACUGCCUCAGGUGUCCACACCGAAGCCAAGUCGCAGACCAUCAGGUGAUUGCGACAAAUGCAAAUCAAAAUCCAGAAAAAUCAAAUUUAAGAAGUAUUGCAAGAGAGAUUUUGCCAUACAAGCCCAAGUUCUCUCCCGAGAAAAUGUAGACGAUUGGGUAAAAUUCACCAUUAACGUCCUGAGCAUGUACAAAAGGGGUCAACAAAGAGUGAGAAGAGGAGAGACCUAUUUGUGGGUGCCGCAAAAAGAUUUGGCUUGCAAGUGUCCGAAAAUUCGCCUGAGUCGACGGUAUCUGAUCGUAGGGAAAUACUACCGGAAUGAUCACAGAACGGGAUUUAUCGUGGACCGUAAGAGCAUAGUGAUCCGAUGGCGGGACCAGUGGCAAAGACGCCUCCGGAAGUUUGGCAAGAGGGAACGUAGAGGUCGCUGUCGAUAGGCUACAACACCAGAAGCAGAAUCUUUGUGUCCCUGACAUCCCAGAAUGAAAAAUUGCGAGAUAGAGGCCAAGUCACGUGGUCUUUGGGUUGUUUAAGUGCUUUCUUGCUGACAAAAUACCUCAAUGUGACGGAAGACCAAGAUAUAUCUAUAUAUGUUGUACUAUUUAUAAUGUGGACGAUCCUAGAGAUCGAGGACAUAGAUUUGAAGAUCGACGCGUUCUGCACACGAUAACGGAUAAACAACUGCGUGUGACUAAACGCGGACUUGGCCGAGAGCCAUUGCCAGGAAACUUGUUACAAAACAGUCCUGUUAAAAUAAUACUCAAUGUAGGUUCACUAGAUUAGACUUAGUGGCGAGAGGAAUGGGCGCCUCCUGGCAAAAGCCGACGCGGUGUCAGCUCCCUUGCCGCUAUACUUGUCCAUCGUCAGCCUGUGAUCAGGUUCAGUGUAGAUAACGGUACAGAUUGACUAUUUCACAUCAGAACUAAUUCUAGGCCGAAUUUCAGCGUCUUAUCGACGUUAAUAAGAGGCCACAUUGUGGAGGAACGCCCGUCAGCGCCAGUGUGGGAGUUGACUGGGUGCAUAUGCUAUAAGGCCUAAACGUCUAUAGGUGCACACAUUUAACAACUGUCAACCGAAAUAGUGGUGUACAAACUUAGGCAACGCUUUCUGUACACGGCUGUACAGCCGCCAGGAACGUGUAGGGUGUGAUACAUACCACGCAGCUGUACAUCUCAUGUUAUGUCAAUUUCAGUGUAGACAUGUGCUGGGAUAUGCGAUGAUAUAUGAUUUAACCGGAAUGAACAGGCAUCUGAAUGAACUUGGUGGGCGAAGGGGAGAUUUUAUAAGUAACUGUGAGCGAAUCUGAAACCCCUGACUACGUGUACCCCGUUAUAACUAGGAGAUAGGAAAAGAUUAGUUGUGGCCCUGUCGUAAAAAAGGUCUUGUCGCUAUUCAUUAAUUAUUCUCCCAGUGAGAGUAGUUUGUUUUCAGAAGUGAAGCAUUCUCUUAUUCUAACCUCUUUACGGUUGUUGUAUAGAAUUUACGAAGGAGAAAGGUGUGCAACAUUCUUAUGCCUGUUGCAGAUGUAUAUUAUGCACGGUGAACUGGUAGCCGUCAGUGAUGUGUUCACACAAAACACGCGCAAGUCAAAUGUGUCUACACAAAACACGCGCAAGUCAAAUGUGUCUACACAAGACAUGCGCAAGUCAAAUGUGUCUACACCAGACAUGCGCAAGUCAAAUGUGUCUACACAGGACACGCGAGGGUCAAGUGUGUUCACACAAGACACGCGCCGGUCAAAUUUGUUCACGAAAAACACGCACAUACCCAAAGUGUUCACACAAGACACGCGAAAACUAAAUAUGUGACCAAAUUCAAAUGCCACAUUACAAAAUGGCAACGCAAGGAUGGCACAUCUUUUGAUUAUAAACAACUUAAGAUUAUAACUUCGUUCUGAACAUUCAUUUCUCUAGCUGAAAUGAAUGUGUACAUGAUUGUGGCUUCAUUUUGAGUGCAACAAUGUCCUCAAGGUGAAGAGAAUGUUUGGACGUUGUUAGAGUAGGCGCCUAUGCCGUCUGUCUGAGUGCAGCAAUGUCCUCUGAGUUAGCAAAAUGUUUGGACGUUGUUAGAGCCGGCCCCUAUGCCAUCUUUCUGAGUGCAGCAAUGUCCUUUGGGUAAGCAAAAUGUUUGGACGUUGUUAGAGCCGGCCCCUAUGCCAUCUUUCUGAGUGCAGCAAUGUCCUCUGGGUAAGCAAAAUGUUUGGACGUUGUUAGAGUAGGCCCCUAUGCCGUCUGUCUGAGUGCAGCCUCUAGCUGAACUAAAUGCUAAGCGAUUGUCACAUAAUAAUUUCGUACUGAUUGUAGAAGUUGUUCACAUUGGCGAUACAUUGGUAUAUAAUUUUUGUACACUGUUUCCUAAAACAGUCGUUGCGCGCCUGUAAUGACGACGUACAGCUUUAUUGUGGCCAGAACUUGUGGCGUUUCUUGUGGCCUGACUUAAGGACACGUGAAGAAAAACACAGCGCGUCAUUGGCUACUGGCUCUAGAGAGCAGCGCGCGAUGUGUACGUUGUAUUGUCACUGGCUGCUGCCUCUAACAGCUGACGUGUAAGCAGCGCGCGUUGUGUACGUUGUAUUGUCACUGGCUGCUGCCUCUAACAGUUGACGUGUAAGCAGCGCGCGUUGUAUACGCUCUAACAGCUGACGUGUAAGCAGCGUGCGUUGUAUACGUUGUAUCGUCACUGGCUACUGGCUCUAACAGCUGACGUGUAAUCAGUGCCGAUUGUUUGAGAGAAAAAAACACGUUGGAAUUAAAACGAGAUUGUCGUUAGAGUUAGGUUGUAACUUGGUAAGUUCGCCUCAAAGCGGUGAGUGUUAUAAAAUGACUUCUAUUAUACAUUUGUCAUGGCGAGAUUUAUGUUAAAGCCUUGAAGUGAGUCAUUCUCGCCUAGUGACUACUGAAAAGCAUCAUCACUGCAUAUUUACACUGCCCAGUCACUAGUGUAUAUGAUGUAUCUGGUGGGAUCUGUCCAGUCUACCAGGCUCCGUCUUAUACUCCAGGAAUGUUGGAUAGUCCGUUAAGUCCGACACGAGCUAUAAAUGGUCCGCCAGAGCUGGGCAUAGACAGUUAUUACUAUUAAGCGUUCAGGAGUUCGAUUAUUAACAUUCACGGAUGUACAUAUUUACAUAAUUAAUUAUAUAUAUAUGAUUAUAUAAAUACAUGUUCAAUAUUAGUUUGUAUAUGACACAAUGAGGAGUUAAUUCGACGGACAGACUCUUAGUCCCGGAAACUGAGCAUUGAUACAGAGCGUAUAGCGGGACAGUUAGUCCCGGAAACUGAGCAUUGAUACAGAGCGUAUAGCGGGACAGUUUAGUCUGUGGCGUAUAUGGAUUUGUGAACAGGUCUUCGUAUUCGAUGUUGUUGUUGUAACCCGUCUGUAAACACUCCAAAAGCUGAAGUUUCCCUAAAUUAAUGUGUAUAUUUAUGUUUUAUCCUCUGCUCCUGGUUAAGCUAUAUGAUCUCUCAACUGACUGUAAGCAAAGACAUAAUCUACCGUUCUAAUAAAAUACAACACU